This is a messenger RNA of Halteromyces radiatus, 869 nucleotides long. RefSeq lists its product as uncharacterized. The record is from RefSeq and is a predicted model, not a curated record. Gene Ontology annotation, cellular component: mitochondrial small ribosomal subunit; ribosome. Gene Ontology annotation, biological process: maturation of SSU-rRNA from tricistronic rRNA transcript (SSU-rRNA, 5.8S rRNA, LSU-rRNA); ribosomal small subunit assembly; translation. The coding region runs from base 32 to 739 and encodes 235 amino acids. NCBI's taxonomy places the organism in Eukaryota, Fungi, Mucoromycota, Mucoromycetes, Mucorales, Cunninghamellaceae. Gene Ontology annotation, molecular function: structural constituent of ribosome; small ribosomal subunit rRNA binding; mRNA 5'-UTR binding. The transcript has a single exon.
GUUUUUUUUUUUUUUAUAUCUAUAUAUAUCCAUGUUAUCAGUUUGUAGACGAGCUGCUACAUUGACCCCAGGAUCUCUUCGAUUCCUUAGUCAACGACGAUGGAAUAGUGAUAGUAGUAGCAACAUCCCACCCAAUAAUAAUAAUAAUAAUGAAAAAGACGAAGAAUCAACUAGCAAAGACUCACAGUUUGAUGGAUUAUUGCAUGUUUUAGAUGGAAGUGCCUCUAAAGCCAACAAGACUUCAGCAGUAGAAGGUAUUACUAGUAUUCUUAAUGAAUCCGCCAACAAACAACAACAACAACAACAACAAUCAAUUUUUGGUAGUAAUGUGGGUGAUAAUAAUUAUGAUAUGAGUUAUUUAUCCAUCUCUUUAUCUUCCAUGACCCAUGCACCUUAUCAACUUCAUGUCAAUGCAUCAUUUAAUAAUACCAUUAUUACCUUGACACGACCUAAUGGUUCUCCUUUGGUAACUACUUCUGGUGGUAGUGCUGGUUUCAAAAAAGCUCAACGAAGUGGGUAUGAAGCUGCCCAUCAAGCUGCUAUUCAACUAUUGGAAAAAAUGCAAGCCAAGAAUUUACAAAUCUCCAAUGUUCAUAUCAUCCUCAAAGGUUUUGGUCCUGGUCGUGAUGCUGCUUUUAAGGCUUUGGUUGCUGGUGCUGCUUGGAAUGUUCGACGUAUCACUGAUGCUACUCCUGUUGCCUUUGGUGGUUGUCGACCCAAGAAAGCUAGACGUCUUUAAGGAUUAUUCUUUUAUAUUGUUUUAUUUUAAAUAUUCUUGUACAUGUAGAUUUUUUUUUCUCUUAGAUUAGUUUCUUUUAUUUGUUGUCAUAUUCAUCCUUCAAUAAAAUGAAAAAACCUCACUUUUUUUU